Messenger RNA from Salvia miltiorrhiza (redroot sage), 1237 nucleotides. Its product is annotated as protein IQ-DOMAIN 10-like. The record is from RefSeq and is a predicted model, not a curated record. NCBI's taxonomy places the organism in Eukaryota, Viridiplantae, Streptophyta, Magnoliopsida, Lamiales, Lamiaceae. Bases 157 to 957 code for a protein of 266 amino acids. Gene Ontology annotation, molecular function: protein binding. The transcript has 6 exons.
CAUCUUGUUUGAUCAAAUAUCACACUCCCACCACCUUCUCUUCUGUUGCUUUGUCAAUUGCACAUUCCACACUCCUUUUUUUACAUCUCUCUCUCUCUCUCUCAUGAAGAUUGGAAGGAGUCAUGCAUUAUUGUCGUCCCUAGCCUCAUCAGGUUAAUGCCAUCAAAAGCUACAGAGAUGGGCUCAGGUGAUUGCUUCAAGAACAUACUCGGCCUAAAGAGAUCGAAGUCAAAUGGGAGGAGAAGCAAGCAUUCCACCAAGGAAAGCGGCAUUCUCGCCAACGGCGGUUCAAGGAAAAAAGGCGAAUUCCGGCAGCUAACGCAAGAUUCUGCAGCUACAAGAAUCCAGACUGCAUUUCGAGCAUACAAGGCGAGGAAGGCGCUGCGCGGCCUAAAAGGCGUUGAUAGAUUCCGAGGGGUUGUAGAAGGCCACUUUUCAGUGAGAAACCAAGCCAUGUCUGCUCUGAAUCACAUCCAUUUCUGGAGCAGGAUCCAAGCGGAGAUCCGAGCUCGAUGGCUCAGCAUGGUGGUCGAUAGCCGGGCCCGUCAGAAAAAGCUCGAGAAUCAGCUCAAACUCGACGCUAAGCUUAAUGAACUAGAGGUGGAAUGGAGCAGCGGCCCAGAAACCAUGGACGAGAUUCUCAACAGAAUACAACAGAGAGAGGCAGCAGCAGCUAAACGCGAACGAACAAUGGCUUAUGCUUUCUCCCACCAGUGGAGGGCGAAUUCGAACCAGUAUUUCGGGCAGUCUUACUAUGAUCUCAGCAAAGAGAGCUGGGGCUGGAGCUGGAAGGAGAGGUGGGUGGCUGUCCGGCCAUGGGAGAAGCCGUGCCCUAUCAAGAAAGUAGAGACUAAAGUUGAAGCCACAACUAAACCUACAACACUUCCUGUUAAGCCAGCACUGUCUAAUGGGAAAGAAAGCCGCCCCAAGAGGCGCAUGAGUAGCAACUGCGAGUAGCUCAAUGGAGGAAGAGACGGGCGCUACAACCUUAUACCCUACUACUUCAUCACCUAAUAAUACGACAUCUUUUCAUGGUUUGACAAUACUGAUUCUAGAGGGAUUUUUGCACAACUUUUGAUCUUGAGUGUAAAAUUUCAAACUAUUGCAAUAUGUUGUUUGGAUUAUUUAGUUUGUUGCUAUGUUUGUGGCCUAUGGUAUCUAUUAAAGGACAUGUACAUAUGCUCUGUUACUGUAUCUAUUCUUCAGAAAAAUCACAAUCUCUACUUAUUUUUCUAAA